AGAAAAGCUUGACUUUGAAACCAAUGCCCUCUUUCAUACAAUUAUCCCUUCGAUCCAUCGAGUUGAAGCUAUAAGUCUCCAUUUUCAAGAUCAAAGAGUGGAAACCCUAAUUCUUGGAGAUGGGAAGAGGAAAAAUUCCUAUCCGGAGAAUCGACAACUCAACGAGCAGACAAGUGACAUUCUCAAAGAGGCGAAAUGGGCUUCUCAAGAAGGCCAAGGAGCUCGCGAUUCUCUGCGACGCUGAAGUCGGUGUCAUCAUAUUUUCGAGCACUGGGAAGCUCUAUGAACUGUCUAACACCAGCAUGAACUCCAUUAUUGAUCGAUAUAGCAAGGUAAAAGAGGAGCAAUAUCAACUAAUUAAUCCACCCUCGGAGGCUAAGUUUUGGCAAAGGGAGGCAGCAAGUUUAAGGCAACAAAUACAAGAAUUGCAAGAAAGUCAUAGAAAAUUGAUGGGAGAAGAACUCUAUGGGCUGACUGUUGGAGAUCUCGAGGGACUAGAGAAUCAACUGCAAACUAGUCUACACAAUGUUCGACUGAAAAAGGAAAAUAAGUUCACUGAAGAAAUUCAAGAGCUUAGUAGAAAGGGGAAUUUUAUCAAUCAGGAGAAUGCUGAGCUCAUCAAGAAGAUCAAUCUGAUGGAACAAGAAAACAUGGAUUUGUAUAGAAAGGCUUAUGGUGGAAUGAUGAGGGACAUAAUAAGUGCACCAAAUGGGGUAGCAGCAGCAGAUGAAGAUGUUUCAUCUUCUACUACAUUUGGUUUGAACAUAAACAGCAGUAGAAGCAGCCACAGGGAUUUAUUAUUGCAAGGAUCACCUACUCGACUUCAGUUGAGCCCUCCUGCACCUCAUCUCCAAGCCCCACAACCUGCAGCUGAUCAAUAAUAAUAUCAUUGAUAUACAUAUAUAUAUAUAUAUAUAGAGAGAGAGAGAGAGAGAGAGGCCACAUCAUCUCUAUCUACACAUCUAAACACACAUACGUAUAAAUGAUAUGAUGAUGAUUGAUCGAAUUGUUCAUCGACACUAUUAAUUGUGUUUCAAUAUAUCUCAACGAAUAUGUUAAAAUAU
Messenger RNA from Andrographis paniculata, 1064 nucleotides. Its product is annotated as MADS-box transcription factor 23-like. Lineage: Eukaryota; Viridiplantae; Streptophyta; Magnoliopsida; Lamiales; Acanthaceae. Gene Ontology annotation, molecular function: DNA-binding transcription factor activity, RNA polymerase II-specific; protein dimerization activity; RNA polymerase II cis-regulatory region sequence-specific DNA binding. The transcript has 8 exons. Gene Ontology annotation, biological process: positive regulation of transcription by RNA polymerase II. Gene Ontology annotation, cellular component: nucleus. The coding region runs from base 120 to 881 and encodes 253 amino acids. The record is from RefSeq and is a predicted model, not a curated record.